Messenger RNA from Fraxinus pennsylvanica, 972 nucleotides. Lineage: Eukaryota; Viridiplantae; Streptophyta; Magnoliopsida; Lamiales; Oleaceae. The record is from the annotation of a GenBank genome assembly.
AUGUUGUUGAAAGCUUUUGUACUUGUUUUCAUUGAACAGACCUACCUCCAAUCUACUACCUCGCGACUUGAAGAAUGGAGAGUUCGAAGAACUGAUACAGAACAAUGGAUGCAUCACCGGCAGCUUCCCCAUGAGUUGAAGGAGAGAGUACGCAAGUAUGAUCUGUACACAUGGGUGACAACAAGAGGAGUCGAUGAGGAAGCUAUUCUCAAAGGUCUUCCUCUUGACCUCCGAAGAGAUAUCAAGCACCAUCUUUGUCUUGAUCUAGUUCGACGAGUUCCCCUUUUUGACGAGAUGGAUGAAUGCACGCUAGAUGCAAUCUGUGAACGAUUGAAGCCUGUUUUGUGCACUCCUGGUACUCGCCUAGUGAGGGAGGGUGACCCUGUGAUUGAAAUGCUCUUCAUAUUACGAGGGCACCUAGAUUCUUAUACAACUGAUGGAGGUCGAACUGGAUUUUUUAAUUCUUGUAGACUCGGGUCUGGAGACUUUUGUGGUGAAGAACUUCUCACGUGGGCUCUUUACCCACGCCCGAGUAUCCUCCUCCCUUCGUCUACACGUACGGUGACAGCGAUUACUGAAGUUGAAGCCUUUGCACUUGUUUCAGAGGAUGUGAAGUUUGUUGCAUCACAAUUCCAUAAGCUGCACAGCAAGCAACUGAAGCAUAAAUUCAGGUUCCAUUCGCACCAAUGGAGGACUUGGGCAGCAUGCUUUAUACAAGCAGCUUGGUUUCGAUACAAAAGAAAGAAAGAGGCGGCUGCAUUGAAGGCUCGGGAGUGUGCUGUAGCGUGUGAAUUAGCGACUGGACGAAGCUCUUCGCUGCCCCCAAGGGCGUCGGAAUUUGCAGUGUAUGCUGUAAGAUUAGCAAAUGGUAAUAGAAGAGCCAGCAGCCUGAGGAGUGGAUCACAAUUGGACCUUCUCUGGACGUUACAAAAGCCAGUGGAACCUGAUUUUCCAGUUGAUGGUGAUAGGUAA